AUGGCGGGCUACGACCAGCAGCAAUCGUCCGGUUCCUCCCGCUACGCCCACCACCACUUCUUUUCCCACCCUCCAAACCCUAGCUCAGAGAUGGAGGAGGAGCCCUCCGCCCAAGGAUCCCCGCCGGAAAAGGACCCCGACCCGACCGCCACCACCAGCUCCGGCGGCACCCCGUCCGGCAGCCGCCGCCCCCGCGGCCGUCCCCCGGGCUCCAAGAACAAGCCCAAGCCCCCCGUGGUCGUCACGCGCGACAGCCCCAACGCCCUCCGCUCCCACGUCCUCGAGGUCACCCCCGGGAGCGACGUCGCCGAGGCCGUCGCUGCCUACGCCCGCCGGAGAGGGCGCGGCGUCUGCGUCCUCAGCGGCGGCGGCACCGUCGCCGACGUCACACUCCGCCAGCCCGCCGGGAGCGCCGUCACCCUGCACGGCCGCUUCGAGAUACUCUCCCUCACGGGGACGGUCCUGCCGCCACCGGCUCCGCCUGGGGCCGGCGGGCUUUCCAUAUUCCUGUCGGGAGGGCAGGGGCAGGUAGUUGGGGGAGGCGUGGUGGGCCCUCUGGUGGCUUCUGGGCCGGUCUUCCUCAUGGCGGCCUCCUUUGCAAACGCCGUUUUCGAGCGGCUGCCGCUGGAAGAAGAGGAGGAGGCUGCGGGAACUCAGCCGCCACAGCCGAGCGCGUCACAGUCGUCUGGCGUCACUGCCGGAGGCGGAGGACGGGCCAGUGGAGAUGGCGGCGGCUCGUUUUUCAGCCCGGGCCCGGCGAGCACAACAUCUCCGCCGCCAACGGGGAUUUAUCCAUUUCCUGCAGAAUUGUUCGGAUGGGGGAGUGGAAGUUCUGCAAGGCCACCUUUCUGA
Messenger RNA from Striga hermonthica, 852 nucleotides. NCBI's taxonomy places the organism in Eukaryota, Viridiplantae, Streptophyta, Magnoliopsida, Lamiales, Orobanchaceae. The record is from the annotation of a GenBank genome assembly.